AUGUCUUUUCGCGGAAAGCCGGUCGUCCCGGCCACUCCGCGGGUCAUAUCACCGAGUCCCACGCCAUCCGAAAGAGACGCCGCGUCUUCGGACGAGAACUACUUCGGGCCCGUCACGCGAUCGGCCGCUAGGAAGCGGCUGUCGACGCCGCAGCCCGUCGAGGAGGAUAUCGACGAGGACGAGUACGAUGCUAGCCCAGAUCUCCGAAGGGCUCGGACGCGGAGUCGGAGCCCCAUCACGACGCGCAAAGUCAACGGGCUGACGCCCGCGAAGGCCGCGAGGAGUACGGCCGACCAGAAAAAGAACCUGGCGCCCGUCACAAACGGCAAGGUCGAGUCAAACGGGCUCCUGUCGCCGGCUUCCGCCGCGUCGCCGGGUUGGAGCUGGCGGGACUUCAGUCGCAGCCCGAGCCCACUGGGCCUGAUUCCGAUCCACAGGCACUGGAGGACCUUUGUGCACAAGCACGAGGUCCCGCGCAAGGUCCUGCACGUGUCGAUCGGCUUCUUUGUCAUCUGGCUCUACAUCUCGGGGACACAGACCUCGUCAGUAGCCCCGUGGCUGAUGGGCGCGCUGAUUCCCAUCGCCGCGGUCGAUUACGCGCGCCACCACUACGCACCGUUCAACCGCUUCUAUGUCAAGGUUCUCGGCGCCUUCAUGCGCGAGAGCGAGUUUUCUGGAUACAACGGCGUCAUCUUCUACCUGCUUGGCGCCUGGAUCGUCCUCUACUUCUUCCCCAAGGAUGUGGGCGUGAUGGGCGUCCUGCUUCUGAGCUGGUGCGACACCGCCGCCAGCACGUUCGGAAGAUUGUAUGGGAGGUACACCCCGCGCAUCAGACGGGGCAAGUCUCUGGCCGGAUCCCUGGCCGGCUUCCUGGUCGGCGUCGGGACGGCAGUCUGGUUCUGGGGCUGGCUCGCGCCGACGAUCCAGGCGCCCGGGGACGACACCUUUAUGUUCAAGGGCGCGCUGAAGCUGCCGCACACUCUCGCCAGCGCAGUGGGGCUGACUGACGCGCAGGCCACCAUCUCCGGCGGCCUGGCGCUCGGCGUCAUGAGCAUCUGGUCCGGCUUCGCCGCCGCGGCCAGCGAGGUGGCUGACGUGUUCGGGUGGGACGACAACUUGACCAUACCUGUUCUCAGCGGCCUCGGCAUCUGGGGAUUUCUCAAGGUGUUCGGCUAG
This is a messenger RNA of Phaeoacremonium minimum UCRPA7, 1176 nucleotides long. Its product is annotated as putative phosphatidate cytidylyltransferase protein. Bases 1 to 1176 code for a protein of 391 amino acids. NCBI's taxonomy places the organism in Eukaryota, Fungi, Ascomycota, Sordariomycetes, Togniniales, Togniniaceae. Gene Ontology annotation, cellular component: endoplasmic reticulum membrane. Gene Ontology annotation, molecular function: ATP-dependent diacylglycerol kinase activity. The transcript has a single exon. Gene Ontology annotation, biological process: phosphatidic acid biosynthetic process. The record is from RefSeq and is a predicted model, not a curated record.